Molecule: messenger RNA, 667 nt
Organism: Cololabis saira (Pacific saury)
Lineage: Eukaryota; Metazoa; Chordata; Actinopteri; Beloniformes; Belonidae
Gene: mlnl
Product: motilin-like
Exons: 5
Coding region: 218-541 (107 amino acids)
Source: RefSeq, a predicted model, not a curated record
UAGCGUCGGUGUUUCCAGGAGCAUGGAGGAGAGUCCUUGAAGGAGGCUGCUGAGGAGCGGAUGUGAGGGAGGACGGUGACAAAGCUGAGGGAUCAGGAGAAGGCUUGAAUAUAAAGACUGACUGGGACAAGCUGACAUUCAGACCGGUUGGAGCUUCGCUCAUCUAAAGAACCUUUCCACUAACGACUGACAGAGGCUGACUGCACGUGAUAUCAGAAUGAGCAUGCGCGGAGCAGUGGCCAGUUGUGUGGUGCUGGUGUGCCUGGUGGCGCUGUUGGUCGAGAGGACAGAGGGACACAUCACAUUCUUCAGCCCAAAGGAGAUGAUGCUGAUGAAGGAACGAGAAGGUAGGAAAGACAUGGAGCCUCGAUCAGAACACGAUCAGUCUGAGGAGCAGCUUGCUAAGAUGGGACGUGAUGGGAGCCCCGGUAGAACGUUGGAGGUAUCUGUCCGCCUUUCACCCAAACAGCUGGAUCAAGUGGCUCCAGUGCUCAAAGAAAUCAUCCAUGAAAUAGUGGACGAGCAUCAGAAAGCUAAAUAACAGCAUGGAGGGCACAAGCGGAUGAACACUGUACAAAUUAAAUAAAACAGCCUAAAAACCUGAACUCUCGAAUGUUUUGUUGUAUUUAAAAUUGGUCAAUAAAGAGGAAAUGAUUGUAUCUUGGGA